Labrus bergylta (ballan wrasse) is the source of this 1607-nucleotide messenger RNA. NCBI's taxonomy places the organism in Eukaryota, Metazoa, Chordata, Actinopteri, Labriformes, Labridae. The record is from RefSeq and is a predicted model, not a curated record.
AACACCAUCACAAGCUUCGUGGAUAAAGGGCAAGACGAGCGUGGGCCCCAGCUGAGACGGCAGAGGUAUCACUUCAAUGUCAGCUCUCUGGAACGAGACGGGCUCCUGGGGGCUGAAUUACGCAUCCUGAGGAAGCGCCUGUCUGACCCCCGGAGAGCCUUCUUUGGAUCUGCAGCCGCUGAUGGAGGAGGAGGAGGAGGAGGGGGAGGGGGUGGUGGAGGCUCGUCCCCGUGCCUGAAGCUGUACACCUGCGCUUCAGGUAAACAACCGGCUGCUCUGCUGCAGACCAAAACCGUGGAGGAUCUGCACGGCGGAGGCGGAUUUGGCAGCAAAUGGGAAGUGUUUGACAUAUGGAAAGUCUUUAAGGGCUUUAAAAUCCAGCAGAACCAGCUCGCUCAGCAGCUGUGCUUUGAACUGGAGGCCCAGGAGCACAGAGGUGGCCGCCCCGUGGACCUGCGCGCUCUCGGGUUUGCUCGACCCGGGAGGAGCAACAAGGAAAAGGCCUUCUUCCUGGCGUUCGGCAAAAGCAAGAAGCGGGAUCUUUUCUACAACGAGAUUAAAGCGAGGUCAGGCCAUGACAACAAAACUGUCUAUGAAUACCUGUUCACUCAGCGACGGAUGCGGCGAGCGCCCGCCGCGAGGGGGGCUAAAAAAACCCUGCAGCCGCUGCCGCCAUCCCUCCCCCAGCACCAGGUGGUGAAGAUGCAGACGAGGCCGCGGUGUAACCGACGGCGACUCCACGUGAACUUUAAGGAGAUGGGCUGGGACGACUGGAUCAUCGCACCGCUGGAGUACGAGGCCUUCCACUGCGACGGCGCCUGCGACUUCCCCAUCCGCUCGCACCUCGAGCCCACCAACCACGCCAUCAUCCAGACCCUGAUGAACUCCAUGGACCCGGAGUCGACGCCGCCGACCUGCUGCGUGCCGACGCGGCUCAGCCCGAUCAGCAUCCUCUACAUCGACUCGGCCAACAACGUCGUCUACAAGCAGUACGAGGACAUGGUGGUGGAGUCGUGCGGCUGCAGGUAGCGAAGAAAGACAGACGGAAAGACCCGAUCUGCACUUUCCUUUUCAUUAAGGUCAGACCUAAAAGACUGAACAGACUGUGACUGAACUCCCAACUAUGCAGCAGACAUCGCUCUUCACACUCAAGUGGACUAUCAGACUGCAUACCAAAGACUCUGUUAAGACUAAACAGAGGAAAAGAAACUCCUGGAGGUGAUGCUGUUCAUCAUCCCAUCACUUAAACUUCUGUGUAAUGUGGUGACGAGAAGCCAAACAUCCAGAUAUCAGAGACUGAUUUUUACUCUUUUGUUGUCGUUUUUCAGAUUUGUAUCUCCCGAUUGUUGUAAAAAGUUAUAAAGCGUGGUGAUUUAUACUCUAAAAUGCCCUUUUUCCAGCACUUAUCUGCCAUUGUGCCCAUCGAGAUGUCAAAUGAAGAAUCGUUUGUUGGCCACGCUCAAGAGUUUUUUUUUUUUUUUAUGAAGCAUGUAAAGAAUUUCUGAUGUAUAAAUAACAGGUCAAGUGAUGAAGUGCUGAUCUGACAUGCUCCAAAAUGUGGGAAAGUUGCAUAAACUGCUCUUCAAUAAAAAAAAAUGUCUGGUUGA